CCUCUACUUCUCCACAGUUUCGUCUUCUUCAUAAAUACAUAAACCCUAGUCAGUUUUAAUCAUCGAAACAGGGAUCCAUCCAUAAAUUAUUCCAUAACGAUGGAACCAACUCAAAAUGAUUUAGAACGACUCAUGAUCUUUGAACAUGCUCGUAUCACCGCAGAAGCUGCAUACGCCAAGAACCCUAACGAUGUCGAUAAUUUGACAAAAUGGGGUGGAGUGCUACUGGAAUUAUCCCAAUUUGGAGACAUCAACGAAUCAAAGAAGAUGAUCAAAGAUGCUGUUUCAAAGCUGGAUGAAGCUCUAUCCAUCAAUCCUGCAAAACAUGAGGCUCUAUGGUGCUUAGGAAAUGCCUACACCACUCAAGGAUUUCUAACCCCUGAUCAUGAUGAAGCUCAGAUUCAAUUCGAUCUUGCAGCUGAAUUCUUCCAAAAGGCAGUAGACGAGUGUCCAGGAAAUGAACAUUAUCUUCAAUCUUUGGCAAACUCUUCUAAGGCAUCUGAUCUGCACAAUGAGAUCCACAAACAAGGAGGAUUUAGUCAAUCUCAACAGUCUUUGGGUGGAGGAUCUACAUCUACUACUACUACCACUACAUUUUCAAAUUCAAAGAAAUCCUCAAAGAAGAAGAGCAGUGAUUUAAAGUAUGAUAUAUUUGGGUGGAUAUUCCUUGCAGUUGGGGUUGUUACAUUGAUUGGAAUGGCCAAAUCUAACGUGCCAAAAUAAGAUUUUUUUUUUUUUUUUUUUGGGUCCCAUGGACGC
Messenger RNA from Lactuca virosa, 759 nucleotides. NCBI's taxonomy places the organism in Eukaryota, Viridiplantae, Streptophyta, Magnoliopsida, Asterales, Asteraceae. The record is from the annotation of a GenBank genome assembly.